Orbicella faveolata is the source of this 1872-nucleotide messenger RNA. Its product is annotated as heat shock cognate 71 kDa protein-like. Gene Ontology annotation, molecular function: ATP-dependent protein folding chaperone; ATP binding. NCBI's taxonomy places the organism in Eukaryota, Metazoa, Cnidaria, Anthozoa, Scleractinia, Merulinidae. The record is from RefSeq and is a predicted model, not a curated record.
CCUGACUUUUAUAGGUUGCGGCCAUGAUUUUUAAGAAGAUGAAGAAGAUAGCGGAAUCGCACCUUGGUACAGAGGUUACUGAUGCUGUCAUCUCUGUCCCUGCUUAUUACAAAGACACACAACGUGAAGCCACGCGAAAUGCAGGUAUUAUUGCCGGCCUCAAUGUUUUGAAUAUCAUGAAUGAACCAACUGCUGCUGCCGUCACCUUUGGACUCGCAACAAAAUUCGAUCAGCAAAGAAACAUUCUUGUCUUUGAUCUCGGAGGAGGUACUUUUGAUGUUUCUAUUCUCACGAUAGAAGAUGGAAUCUUUGAAGUCAAGUCCAUAAGUGGGGAUACCCAUUUAGGUGGAAGGGACUUCGAUUUACGAGUCGCAGAUCACUUUAAAAAGGAAAUUCUCAACAAGAGCCACGGAAAAGAUAUCACCACCAAAGAAGCUUUUCAUCGAUUGAGUAUUGUCUCUGAACAAGCAAAGCACACCUUAUCCUCUGCCGAAUCAGCUGAUGUUGCUGCUAAACAUUUCAACUUGGAGACCUCCAUCACACGCCCUAAGUUUGAAUACCUAAAUAAAGACUUAUUUAUGAGCACGCUAAAGAUAGUGGAGAAAGCUCUGGAAGAUAGCCCGUUCCAAAAGGGUGAAAUUCAUGAAAUUCUGGUGACUGGUGGGUCUAUGCACAUUUCAAACGUUCAGUACCUACUGGAAGAUUUUUUCGAUGUAAAAACACUGAACAAAAGCCUCCAUCCACAAGAAGCUGUGGUGUAUGGAGCCGCUGUUAAUGCUGCCAUAUUAGCAAACGAAGGAAGUGCUGCAAUCCAAGACCUAAUUCUGUUGGAUAUCACACCGGUGUCCCUGGGAAUUGAGACGGCUGGAGGGGUGAUGACGACAUUAAUCAAGCGAAAUUCAGCUGUGCCAACAAAACAAGCGCAAAAGUUUACCACUUACGCCGACAACCAAAAUGUUAUUAAAAUCCAGGUCUUCGAAGGCGAGAGGCCUAUGACUAAAGCCAACAAUCUUCUUGGCGGCUUUGAUCUCGUGGACAUUGCACCGGCUCCACGCGGCGUGCCUCAGAUCGACGUAGCAUUUGAAGUAGACAAAGAUGGCAUUCUCAGUGUGUCAGCGGUCGAUACUGCCACGAUGGCGGGGAUCCAGGUGAUGACGGACAAGGGAGGAUUGUCCAAAGAGGAUAUGGAUCGAUUGGUCGAGGAAAUGGCACAAUGCAAACUAUAGUUAUGGAAAGUACUUAAUCAAGGUGUAAUCUAUCAAGAUACCUAGCAACGGAUUUGUUUUAAAUCUUUGCAGAUAGUUGUAUUAUAACCUGCUGACCACAAUGCAACAAUAAAAAGUGGGGUUUAUUGAGCCUUUUUUGAGCUACAAGCACCUAAAGAUGAAAUUAAGGGCGUUUUCAACAGGUUACCUCGUUGUUAUGGUAAGCUGUUGUUUAACAAUGCUUGUGUAUUUGUGUGACACGAUCAGAUAUUGUAACAUGACUUUAUUAAGUGAGGUAGUACUGAUCCAUGAAAGUAUAACUGCUGGAAGUGUGGGAACUUUUGGCAGCCACAGUACAUUACAUUGAGGUAUUUUCCGUUUAUAUCCCGAUACCAGGAGACACACCGAGAUUGGUGUUGUUUGCGUGGCGCGCUAGUUUUGAAGUAUAUUAUCAGGUUUCAUCGCAAAAUGUCCCAAAGGUAAACUACCAUUGAUUUGAGUAAAUGUUGUUGUAAAGCGAUCAUUCGAGAGCUGUAUUGACAUAGUAUAAACAAUGUCACUGCUGGUUAACAGCGGUCAUGCAAAUAUAUCCAGUAGUCAACGACAUUAAGAUGAGACUGUCUUAGUUUACAUGUCAACGAUAUAUUAAAAUAAUGUGCACCCAAAA